Molecule: messenger RNA, 3448 nt
Organism: Patiria miniata (bat star)
Lineage: Eukaryota; Metazoa; Echinodermata; Asteroidea; Valvatida; Asterinidae
Product: signal recognition particle receptor subunit alpha-like
Exons: 14
Coding region: 1-1929 (642 amino acids)
Biological process (GO): SRP-dependent cotranslational protein targeting to membrane
Cellular component (GO): endoplasmic reticulum membrane; signal recognition particle receptor complex
Molecular function (GO): GTPase activity; GTP binding; signal recognition particle binding
Source: RefSeq, a predicted model, not a curated record
AUGUUGGAUCUUUUUACGAUUUUUAGCAAGGGCGGGAUCGUCUUGUGGUAUUUUCAGGGAACAUGCCAAGCCCUUGGCUCACCGGUAAACGCUCUGAUUAAAAGCGUUAUCUUACAGGAGCGUGGUGGAUCGAGUACAUUUGAACAUGGAUCCCUGACACUCAAGUACAAACUAGACAACGAGUUUGAACUCAUUUUUGUUGUCGCAUAUCAAAAGAUCCUCUCUUUGUCCUACGUGGAUAAAUUCAUAGACGACGUACAUCUGGAAUUCCGAGAUAAGUACAAGGAGGAUUUGAAGAUCGGCAGUUUGUUUGGAAAAUUUGACUUCACUGGGGAAUUCCAACAAUUGCUGCAGCAGGCGGAGAAAGAGAGCAGAGAUAAAGCCAAGAUUGGUAAACAGAUGCGAACAUUUGAAGAGUCACAAAAAUCUAAGAAGACGGUAGCAUCCAUGAAGAUUGAACCCAAGAAAGAAGAGAAAAACAAGACCAACAAAGCAAAGAAAGCAGCUGUGAAGCCUGAGCCUGCUCCUACCCAGAUAAUCACCAAUGGCAGCAAAGAUCAGGAAGAACAGCGGCUGGAUGAGGAGACUAUCCUCAAGAAUCGUGAGCGUCUCUUCAACAGAGCUAAACCCAAGAAAGUUGAGAAAUUACCGAAAGCCAGUCCCAAAGAAGACAAGAAGAAGAAAGGCAAAGAAGCAAGACAGUGGAGUAACGGGGGAUCAGUCAAAGACAUGCCAUCGCUGGACUACAGCGCAAAGAAUGCCGCAGAGGGAAACAACGGGGCAGUGAAUGGGACCAAGCAGUUACCUCUAGAGGAACAGUUGGCUAUGGUGGGCUCGAUGGCCGGUGACUUGCAGAACAUUGAUGAAUCCAGUGGGGAUGAGGUUGAAGAGGAAGAGGAGGAAGAGGUUGAUGAACCGGAGAAAUCCAAAGUCACCAAUCAAAAGUCUACUAAGUCCAGUGGGUUUGGUGUUUUCAACAUGUUCCGGGGCCUUGUUGGAUCAAAGAGCUUGACCAAGGAAGAUAUGGCCCCUGCCAUGAAUAAAAUGCAGGACCAUCUGAUUGCUAAGAACGUUGCACGUGACAUCGCAGAGAAACUGUGUGAUUCUGUGUCUACCAAGCUGGAAGGAAAAGUCAUGGGAACUCUAAGCCGUGUGACCUCGGUUAUCCGUGAAGGAAUUGAGGAGUCUUUGGUUCAGAUCUUAUCCCCGCGUCGUCGUAUUGACAUCUUACGUGAUGCGAUGGAGGCACGUUCUCGUGGCAAACCUUACUCCAUGGUCUUCUGUGGAGUCAAUGGUGUUGGGAAGUCAACCAACUUAGCCAAGAUUUGCUUCUGGUUGGUAGAGAAUGGCUUCAGUGUCUUGAUCGCUGCUUGUGACACGUUCCGGGCCGGUGCUGUAGAGCAGCUACGAACUCACACCAGUCAUCUCAACGCUCUCCAUCCUGCUGAGAAACACGACGGGCGCUCUCCGGUUCAACUGUAUGAGAAAGGCUAUGGGAAGGAUGCUGCUGGCAUCGCUAUGGAGGCCAUCAAGUAUGCUCGUGAUUGUCACUUUGACGUUGUGUUGAUUGAUACAGCAGGACGUAUGCAGGAUAAUGAACCACUCAUGAGAGCUCUAUCCAAACUGAUCAAAAUCAACCAGCCAGAGUUAGUUCUCUUCGUUGGGGAGGCGUUGGUUGGUAACGAAGCAGUGGACCAGUUAACUAAGUUCAAUCGAGCUUUAGCGGACCAUUCAGACAUGGACCAGCCUCGGCUGAUUGACGGCAUUGUGCUGACUAAGUUUGACACCAUUGAUGAUAAGGUUGGCGCUGCUAUUUCGAUGACCUACACCACUGGUCAGCCUAUUGUCUUUGUUGGGACCGGUCAGACAUAUCGUGAUCUGCGUAAGCUGAACGUCAAAGCUGUCGUGAAGGCUUUAUUGAAAGCCUAAGAAGUACAGAACCUAAAAAACAACCAACGUUGAGACCUUUCAUCACAAGACGUGUGUUAAGUGAGAAAUUAACUUGUGAAUUUGAAUCGAAAUGUUGAUGAGAGUCAGUCAUCAAUUCCAGUGGGUAAAUUUCAAAAUGUUGCCAAUCCUAAUUUGUUUUAUCAACACACAAGAAAUCCUGAAAUCAUCUUCAUCAUGAUUGUUAUAAUUUGCAUGAUUAUCUCAAACAAUUUUUGGGCCGUGUGGGCGAUUUGAAUCUACAUACAGUGUGAAAAGCGAACCUGUAAAAUGUUUGCUGCUGAAGCAAAUAUGAAAUUUUAAUUUUCCAAAACAGUGGACAAAGAAGUAUUGAAAGUCAGUAUUCUUGUGGAAUUAUAAAACUUAAUAUUUCUCAAUUCAUGGAUGCUUUGUUUUAUCGUGAGAUUCUUUGAAACAAUUCUUAGUCAUGUUUCGGAGGUAAAAAAGUUUGGAAAAUGUCCAAGCUAAAGUAUGCCAUAAGAUUUAAAGGUUGUAUAAAAAAAGCAAAUCUUUUAAAUAUAGUAUUAAUUUAUGAGAGGUAUAUGAGUGUUGUGUGUCAAGUGGGGACACAUUAGAGAUCUGAAAUCUCUGAAUGUUAACAUUUUAAUAUUCAACAUAUUUUAAGCUUUUGAAGCAUUCCGUAAAAUUAAUCCACAUGAUCAGUUAUGCUGGUAAAAAGGCCAAACAAAAUUGAAUCAAAAUUAAUUCUUGUGUUUCCCAAUGCAUUGUAUACUAUUUCCACCGACAAUUCAUUAAACCACUUUUGUUUUCGCCUUAUAAGAGGCUCCAUUGAAUCACCUUUUUUCCUGUGCGUUUUCUUGGCCAAUCUUGUUAACUUACCAUUCUGCAGUGUUUAGAUACUAUCAUGUAUUUCCAUUAAAGCAACGUGCAUUGCCCAGCCAUUCCUGUGGCUUGUUUACGGAUUUACGCACUCAAAAUCUUUAUUUUAAAAUUAAAUCCAGGUUUUAUAUUAAUGACACUGUAUAAACAUUGGCUGCUAAUUUGACAAAUUCGGCCAGAAAAACCUACAUUUAAUAAAGAUAUUGUUCAAUUUAAAAAAAGGUUGCAGCUGUGAAGUUUUCUUUAUGUUUAAUUAGUUCACUUUGUAGCACUCUAACCUCUACAACUUUACUUUUAAUAUUCAUAUCACCAUUAUUUUGCCCCUGUUUUCAUGUUUGAUUUGGUGAUGGUAUUAAUCAUUCUUUGCACAUUUUUGUUCAAAGGCCAAGAAAAAGCAGUUAUUAAAAUUGUAUCACAUUUUGACCUCCAGUAAAGCUUAUAUCAACAUUGUUAACAGAAGGGCUGAAGAAGUUAUAUCUCAUGAAACAAAAACUUUGCUGACUAAACAAUGUUUUAUAACAGUAUUGAAAAAAGACAAACAUAUCUGGUUAUAAAGGAUUUUUGCUUUGUUUUCUCUCUGAAAUAAUCACACCAUUAUGUUAAUUAAUUUUGUUUUAUGAAAUUCAAAACUCAUCCAAUUAAAUUGUAAUCAGUUAAUGCU